UGGCAGGCGCUGCUGUCAUCACACUGCUUCACUCUAAAUUAGAUCGUUCUUUGAGUGUUGGCUCUGAUUACGACUUGACACAAUACUUAGCGGAGGCGGCCACUCGUCCUUUUUUGCAGAUGCUGCAAGAUUGGAUUUAUAAAGGAAAGUUUGAGGAUCCCUACAACGAAUUUAUGAUCUCUAUGCAAACUUUCCACGUGGACCGUCUCGAUUCAAGACGUUGGAAUAAAGAUUUCGUAUUGGAUCUUGAAAAAGUUCCCCGAUUUUUUACAGUGGACUCUGAAAAAAUUUUAAAAACAGGAAAGUAUUUAAACGUUAUUAAAGAGUGUAAUAGAAAAGUUCAAUUUUUAGAUCCCAAAACUAUUUCCUACUCCACGUCGUACUUUGCAUAUCGUUCUUACAUUGAAGAAGCCUACAAUUAUGCAAGCAAAACUUUAUUGAAUGUUUUGCUUAAAGAAAAACAUUUGCUUCUUCAUUUUAGAACUUUGAAGGGGUAUUUCUUGCACGGCUCCAGUUUUUUUUUAUCGGACUUUUUAGAUUUGGCCGAAGACGAGCUAAGCCUAGCCGUUUCAGAAAUAUUAAUUUCGAAACUGGAAUUGUUUUUGGAAAGAGCUCUUCAAACAGAACGCACAGAUUUAUUUAAGCAGCAAAUAAAAUGUGCGUUUGCCCCCGUCGAACUUUUUACUGAACUUUUUAAUAUUUUGAAAAUAGACGAAACUUCUAUUAUUAAAACUUUUCAGCCAGCAGAGAAGUUAGCUUCUACGGGCAACAACUUAUUUUCGUUGGCUUAUACACUUCCUUGGCCAAUGCCGUUAGUUAUCAGCAAUCGAGUUUUGACAAAAUAUACUUUUCUCUUCCGCUACUUAUUUUUUUUGAUGGUUAUUGAACGCCGCUUAUGUUGUUUAUGGAAAGACUUUAUACGUUCUUCAAAAGCUAACGAUAGUCGAGUCUACGCAGCAACGCUCAGAAUAAUGCUCGGCUUUAUAAAAAACUUGCGCUCUUUUUAUUUGCUAUACUGCAUUGAAAGCAAUUGGAGUGGUUUUGAAAAUAAAAUUCUCGCAGUAAAAACUCUUGACGAAGUUUUAAUUACCCACAAUGAUUUUUUGGACACGUGCUUAAAGCAGUGCAUGUUAACCAAUAAAGAACUUUUCCAGAAGUUGUAUUCUUUGUUAAAACUUAUUGAGGACUUUUGCGCUUUUUCUUUUUUGGAUUUCAUUUCAAUUCAGGAAAGUGCACGUAUCUUUUCAGAAAAACUAAAAGAAUAUGUUAUUUCGGUGGCCAGUCUAGCACUUGGAACGAUAGUAGUAGGAGCCGUGAUCUCACCGGUUGUGCAGUAUGACGGGACAGUAUCCUGCUUAAAGUUCAUUUUAUCAAGUCCAAAGCCAUACCAAGCGCAUUCUAAGCUAAUGAGGCGCGAUUUAUUGGGAUUUAAUGAAGCCUAUGAGUUCUUAAGUAACAUUACAUUAGUAACUGUUAUCCAUCACGAUCGGAAGGAGGAUAGUGACAUGCAGAAUUUGCAAAAUAAGCGAGAUAAUUCGUCACCAGCAGCAACAAACGUCUAG
Messenger RNA from Zophobas morio, 1562 nucleotides. Its product is annotated as gamma-tubulin complex component 2-like. The record is from RefSeq and is a predicted model, not a curated record. Gene Ontology annotation, biological process: mitotic cell cycle; microtubule nucleation; meiotic cell cycle. The transcript is spliced from 17 exons. Gene Ontology annotation, cellular component: centrosome; gamma-tubulin complex; equatorial microtubule organizing center. Gene Ontology annotation, molecular function: microtubule minus-end binding; gamma-tubulin binding. Lineage: Eukaryota; Metazoa; Arthropoda; Insecta; Coleoptera; Tenebrionidae. Bases 120 to 1562 code for a protein of 480 amino acids.